This is a messenger RNA of Phoenix dactylifera (date palm), 3350 nucleotides long. RefSeq names its product leucine-rich repeat transmembrane protein kinase family protein. Gene Ontology annotation, biological process: protein phosphorylation. Lineage: Eukaryota; Viridiplantae; Streptophyta; Magnoliopsida; Arecales; Arecaceae. The record is from RefSeq and is a predicted model, not a curated record. Gene Ontology annotation, molecular function: ATP binding; protein kinase activity; protein binding.
UUUUCCUGUUAGUCUAAAAGACCUGCUUUUACGUCUUCGUUCCUUCAUUCCGUGUGUUCAAGUCUUUGGAAACUCUUUCACUUCAAGUACAAAAACCUCUGCGCUCAAGAUGAGACCAAGAUAGCUAGCUAGCUUAAGCUCUUCCGUCGCAGCGAAGCCAGGAGAAAUGGGGAGGUACGCUCAUGUCUUCUUCGUUCCUUUAUUCCUCCUCUUCUUGUGCUGUUUCUCCUCCUUCUUUGUUUAUGGUUUGGCUGCCAGUUCGUUCCAACUAGUCCUAAAACAGAGAGCUAUCAUGACCAAUCUCUCUAAGAGCCUCCCAACGUCUCAAACUAAUGGGUUGUGGAGCAACACCACGGACCCUUGCCAUUGGGUUGGGGUGACCUGUUCCCGCCCUGCGCCCUCCUCCGUUGUGACCUCUCUCUCCUUGUCCGGCCGCGGCCUCUCCGCCACCAGCUCCUCCUUGGUCGCCCGCUUCUUUGACAUCCUCUGCCGCCUAGACUCCCUCAAGUCCCUCGACCUCUCUCAGAACUUCCUCACCAGCAUCCCUGCCUCCUUCUUCUCCAACUGCAGCGGGCUCUCCGGAUUGGAGUCCCUCAACCUCAGCUACAAUGGCUUGAACGGUCCUCUGCCUCGUUUCUCGGGCUUUGGGGCUUUGCGGUCCUUGAAUCUAUCUUUUAAUACCUUAUACGGAGCCGUGGAUAACGGGCUGGAAAAUCUCACCAGACUGAAAAGUUUGGAUCUUUCCGGCAAUCACUUCACCGGCGAAAUCCCCACUCUGAUUUUUGGUUAUGAGAACCUCACAUUGCUGGAUCUCAGUCAAAAUAAUCUAACUGGGUCUGUUCCAAAGGGGAUCGAGAAGCUCUCUAAGUUGAAAGAACUCCUCCUUUCUUCCAAUCUUCUCGGUGGGACAAUCCCAAGUGGUUUGGCAACGAUCAAGAACCUGUAUCGAUUCGCUGCCAACCAAAACAAUUUCUCUGGCCCGAUUCCUCGUGAAAUUACUACUCAUGUGAGUGCUUUGGACCUCAGCUACAAUGGUCUCACCGGGGAGAUCCCGCCGGAACUCCUCUCGCCGCCGAGUUUAGAGUAUGUGGAUCUGACCGGUAAUCACCUUCAAGGACCCAUACCUUGGAAUUUGUCACAAAAGCUCUAUCGUUUGCGACUUGGCAAUAACACACUCAACGGAAGCAUUCCAUCAACAAUUGGGAAGCUGCCCAAUUUGACAUAUCUAGAGCUGAAUGACAAUGUAUUGGACGGAGAGAUUUCAUCUAUGCUGGGGAACUGUAAGAAUCUGAUGCUGUUGAAUCUGGCUUCCAAUCAGUUGCGGGGGACUUUGACAAAGGAACUGGGUUACCUCAAACAACUGGUGGUCUUGAAGCUUCAAAACAACAAGCUUAUUGGAGAAAUACCUGAUGAACUCUUGAAGUUUCAGAAUCUGAGCACUCUCGAUCUCAGCCGAAACUUCCUCACUGGUGAGAUACCUCAAACAAUUUCCAACUUAAAGAUGCUUUCAGUUCUGAAUUUACAGAGCAACGGAUUCAAUGGUUUAAUACCUGGUAGCAUCAGUAGCUUGGAUUUUCUGAUAGAACUGCAGUUAGGAAACAACCGUCUGAGCGGAACGGUUCCAAGAAUGCCAAAGAGCCUGAAGAUAGCUCUGAAUCUCAACAGCAAUCUCUUCAGCGGACCCAUACCUUCCUAUCUCGGUGACUUAUCUCUGUUGGAGAUUCUCGAUCUCUCGAAGAAUAGUUUUAGUGGUGAAGUUCCAAGUUCUCUUACCGAAAUUCAAAGCUUGACAGAAUUGAAUCUCUCUUAUAACCAGCUUUCUGGAGUGCUUCCAAAAUUUCGUUCAUUUGUCCAAGUCAUAACCACUGGAAAUAAGGAUCUCAUCAUCCGAAAUACAAGCUCUAACACUAAUACAACCUCUAACACUACCUCGAUGAAAGGAAAACAAAAUACUUUACUCAUUGUUAUGGUUAUCAUUAGUGUUGUCAUUGGCAUGGGGCUGAUCGCAGCGGUUAUUCUGUUGAUCAUUUUUAAGCGCUUUUAUCGGGUGGAAGAUGAAGGUCUACAACCAGCAGAGAACCUUCCUCAAGUUGUAAGUGGAUGUUUCAUAACUGGAAGCAGCUUUCAUAGGUCCGGUAUCGACUUCACCAAAGCAAUGGAAGUGGUUAGCAAUCCGGCCAACAUAAUAAUGAAGACUAGGUUCUCCACCUACUUCAAAGCUGCGAUGCCCAAUGGAGUCGGGUAUUCUGUGAAGAAACUCAACUGGACUGACAAGAUUUUCCAGACGGGCAGCCAUGAAAGAUUCGGGCAGGAACUGGAGGUCCUGGGAAGGCUGAGCAAUUCCAAUGUUAUGGUUCCACUGGCAUAUGUCUUCACGGAAGAUAGCGUUUACCUGUUCUAUGAACAAGUACACAAGGGAACUGUGUUUGAUUUCCUCCACAGGGACCCAGAAAAUGCAUUGGAUUGGCCAUCUCGUUACAGCAUAGCGGUGGGGGUAGCUCAAGGGCUGACUUUUCUCCAUGGGUGCGAUCCACCAGUUCUCCUUCUCGAUCUUUCAACAAAGAGUGUUCGCUUGAAGUCGGUCAAGGAGCCUCAGAUAGGAGAUAUCGAGCUUGGCAAAGUCAUCGAUCUUUCCAAAAGCACUGGGAGCCUUUCUAUGGUUGCUGGCUCAGUUGGGUACAUUCCUCCAGAGUAUGCAUACACUAUGCGGAUAACUAUGGCCGGCAAUGUUUAUAGUUUCGGGGUCAUCUUGCUGGAACUGCUGACUGGAAAGCCACCAGUGAAUGGGAGAAUUGAGUUGGCCAAGUGGGCACUGAGCUACUCUUCUAGGCUUGAAGAAAGAGAGAUGAUUCUUGAUUCUAGGGUUUGCAAAGCAUCGCUUGCUGUUCGUAAUCAGAUGCUGUCAGUUUUGAAGGUUGCCCUGGCAUGUGUUAGUAACUCAGCGGAGGCAAGGCCCAAGAUGAGGAACGUGUUGAGAAUGCUGUUUAAUGCAAGGUAAUCAUGGCUAAUGACUCAUGAAAGAAGUGCAACUGAAGAAAAAUUGUUCUGCCUUAUUACACCUAAACUUGUUAUAGAAUAGGCAGUUGUGUUCUCUUUGUUACGUUGUCGAUACACACCCAUCUAUGUAUUAUAGUGUGAUCAUAUUCCCUUUUUCCAAUUUUUGAAGAAUGAAUUGGAGGGGUGCUUCUUGUUUCAGCAGUCGUACAAAGUAAUGGGAAAGAAGAGAUCAUAAGUUUCUUGCUUUUUAUAUAGUCAAUAUGGUAGGGGCUUUGCCUGGUGAUGUAUUUCCCAUCAAAUGUAUGUAUCUGCUACGUAUAUCAAUUAAUGUAUCAUACAAGGUCCAAUUUUUA